Molecule: messenger RNA, 3452 nt
Organism: Mytilus trossulus (common blue mussel)
Lineage: Eukaryota; Metazoa; Mollusca; Bivalvia; Mytilida; Mytilidae
Product: peroxisomal ATPase PEX6-like
Exons: 20
Coding region: 20-3388 (1122 amino acids)
Biological process (GO): protein import into peroxisome matrix
Cellular component (GO): peroxisomal membrane; cytosol
Molecular function (GO): ATP hydrolysis activity; ATP binding
Source: RefSeq, a predicted model, not a curated record
AAAGUCUUCCAAAUCGAAAAUGAAAGUUCAACAGAGGAAGAAAGCUCUUUUAAAUGUUCUAGAUUUUGGAGAUGACAGCCAUCCGCUGCAUCUUAUUAUAACAGAAAAUCAUGCCAGAAGGCUAGACAUUGAAGAAGACAACUUUUCCUUCGUGACAUUGGCAGGGAAAAGAUGUUUUGAAGCAGAUAUUGGGCGUGACAGUUCACUUUCAUUUUCAUCACCAAAUUCUACACACAGUAGUAAAACCAAUUUGAGUUCUCCCUCGCAUCCAUACCCGCCAUCUUCUACAAACCCUGAUCAAAAUGAUAGCUUUAGUCAGUACAAUCCAGAUCAGUUGGAUAUUACUGCAUGUGUAAAGAUAAUUGACAGAGAACAUCCUAUAUCCACACAAGUUGAAGCAGAUUUUCCAGAAAUUAGCAGCUAUUGUGUAGUUGUGACUUGUUCUAUGCAAUUCUUAUCACAUUACCAGAUUUCUGUUGAUGAUGAUUUCUUUGUUAGAAAAAUCACAGUUUUCCCGUUACAGAAAGUAGUCAUUGGUGUGGCUGAAGAAAAAACAUUUGAAUGGUUAAAUAAAAUAAAAUUUGACCACUGGUUACAAACAAAAGUGUGUCAGCAUCCUGUUCUAGUGAGAACAAACGACAUAUUUCUUGCCUCUUACCCAGAAGAAGAUUCCCUCACUGAGGCAAAAUUUGAUCCUGCUUAUUUUUUUGAUAUGAUUAUACUUGAAGCAUGUCCAUUAAGACAGGGUAUCAUAACAGUGAACACAGAAAUUAUUUUCUCUUAUUCUAAAGAAAAAGAUGAAAUCUUUGAGCCGAUACGGUUAGAAAUGCCUGGUAAAAGACCUAAAUCAAAUGGAUUAGAUACUACCAAUUACUUUGUAUCAGAUUUUUGUCAGCCAUCAAUACCAGAUUCUUUGAAAUUGAAUGCUAAAACUAUAGGUGUCAAGAAAUUAUCUGCAAGUGGUACUUUGCCAUCAUUUGAUGUAGAGGUUGUUCAGCAGGAAGUUUUGUGGAGAAAACUCCUAAAUACACCACAAAGAGAUAUAACAUUUGACCCAAUGAACAUUAUAGGAAUGACAAAGAAUACCAUGUUACACAAUGGAUUCUUUGAAGAAAGCCUGGUCAAAGUUUCAUUUGAAAGUAACUCCAAAACAGAGAAUGUUCAUUACAGAAUUGGACUUGUGAAAUGUGUUUCUGAUACUGUAGAAAAGACAAACAAAGUAUUUGUGUCCCCUCUUCUAGUGUUUAAUUUACAGAAAACUCAUUAUAAACAUGGACACAAAACACCACUGAUAAUAGAGAAAUAUCAUUGUGAUGGGGAGAAAUUUGGUACUGCAAGUUCUUCAUGGUCUACUGCCAUACCUGUUGCUACAGAGGUACACAUGUCUGUUGUCAACUCACCAUAUUAUCAUGUCAAAGGAGUUCAUACUGAGGCAGUGAAAGCAUUCUUCCAAGUUCCCAGACUGGUCACCAAAGACGAUAUUUUACCUAUAAAAAGUUCAGAUGACCCAGAGUUCUUGACUGUGACAGUUGAUGCAGAUAAAAGAAAUCCAGUGGUAUUUUAUAAAGUUGUUAAAGUAGAUGGACCAAAGGCCACAGUGCCAUGUUACAUAGUAGACAAAGUCAGGACCAAAGUAGUUCAGUUUGGGUCCUGUCAUAGUUAUGUUCCAGCUCUGGCCCUCUCCUAUCUAACAGAUGGACCCCUGACAUACUGGGACCAAACGUACCUUCAUGGAAUGAACAAAUAUGCUGAUAAUUUAGAGAAGAUCAUUAGACCACAUUUACAGCAUGGAAUUGACAAGAUGGGGUACAGAGAGGUUUUGCCUACAAUAUUACUAACUGGUCCCUCAGGAUGUGGUAAAACUACUCUAGCAAUAACAGUUGCCAAGCGCCUUCAUCUACACAUUUAUAAGGUGAAUUGCCACAUGUUAUAUGGAGAGGCAUCAGGUGCAACAGAAUCUAGAUUGAGGAAUAUUAUAUCAUCAGCCACUACCUACUCACCAUGUAUACUGCUUCUUCAUAGCAUACAUGCUCUGGGAAAAGACAAAGAGAGAAAUACAGAAGAUCCAAGAGUAGCCAACACAUUCCGUACAUGUAUGCAGGAUCUACCAAAACAAUGUGAAUACCCAGUUGUUGUCAUAGGAACCACAAGUUCAGCCAAUAAACUUGCAGCAGAUGUUCAUGAAACUUUCUUACAUCAACUUCAAAUAGAGUCCCCCGAUGAGAAUGAGAGAGCUGAAAUGUUAGAUGGACUACUACAAAGUGUAUGUUAUGCUGGAGAUCUAUCUGGACAAUAUCUGGCUCAAAGGACAGCUGGUUUUGUAUUAGGAGAUAUGACAGCUCUGGUGUCCCAUGCUAAAAGAGAGGCUUACACACAAGUCUUAAAGUUUUGUUCCUCUGGUAAACAGAUAUUGAGUUUAGAGGAAGAAAAUGAUUUAGCCAUGGCUGGAGUUGUUGUUCAACAGGAAGAUUUUGUUAAAGCUCUGGAUCAGCUUCAAGCAGCACAUUCAGAUACUAUUGGUGCACCAAAGAUUCCAAGUGUGAAAUGGCGAGAUGUUGGUGGAUUACUAGAUGUUAAAGCUGAAAUACUGGACACAAUACAACUGCCUUUACAAUACCCAGAACUAUUGGCUGCUGGUCUCAGGCGAUCAGGAGUGUUGUUAUAUGGACCACCUGGGACAGGAAAAACACUGUUGGCAAAGGCUGUGGCUACAGAAUGCUCUCUCAACUUCUUAAGUGUGAAAGGUCCUGAGUUGAUUAACAUGUAUGUGGGACAAAGUGAACAGAACAUAAGAGAAGUUUUUGAAAGAGCUAGAAGUGCCACACCAUGUGUCAUAUUCUUUGAUGAACUGGAUUCUUUAGCACCAAACAGAGGGAAAAGUGGAGACUCUGGUGGAGUAAUGGACAGAGUUGUGUCACAGUUAUUGGCAGAACUAGAUGGACUACAUAAGUCCAGUGAUGUUUUUGUGAUAGGAGCUACAAACAGACCAGACCUGUUAGACCCUGCCCUACUCAGGCCUGGAAGAUUUGACAAGUUACUGUAUCUUGGCGUUAGUCAGGAUACUGAUUCCCAGUUGAAAAUAUUACAGGCAUUAACAAGAAAAUUUAAAUUGGAGAAGGUUUUAGAAUUGAGAAAUGUUGUUGAGAAAUGUCCUAAGAAUCUAACUGGUGCUGACUUCUAUGCUUUAGCUUCUGAUGCCAUGCUGAAUGCUUUAAAAAGAAAAAUCACCAUGCUAGAAGCUGGGGAGACGACUGACCAAGAAAAUGUUGUUGUGUCAGAGAAUGAUUUUCUACAGUCCUUGUCAGCUCUUACACCAUCUUUAUCUGAUGAUGAAAUGAAACAUUAUGAAGAACUAAGAGCCUAUUUUUCUGGAAACUCUGCAUCUUGAUGAAAACCUGUCCUUAAAAAUGCUGUGAUAAUUAUAAUUUAUUAUUAGAAACUGAUGAAUAUGA